GUAGGCUCUGUGCGGACAUCCGCGUACCUGCAAUUUGUUGUGUCCGCGCGGACCUGUCUGCACGAAGCCGUCCGCUACAAGGGCACCAGCUGCGCGUGUGCUUGUAAAGAAACAUGGAGGCUGAAUUUGAAGAGAGGCUGUGUGAGGAGGUCCGUCGCUACCCACACCUGUACAAUUCGUCUUUUAAACAGCACAAAGACAGCCAAAUGUGCAAUACUUCGUGGAGGGAAAUUGCCCAGAGUUUGGGGAAAGAAGAAGCCAUGUGUCGGCAGAAGUGGAAGUAUUUAAAGAUCCAGUUUGUGAAGGCGAAGAAGAAGCUCAAAGGACGAAGCGGUGCAGCAGGCGGGAGUGUUUCUGUUCCCCCCAUUGUUUCCCUCUUGAACUGGCUGUCGAUCUUCGUGAAACACCGGGACACGGACUCCAACUUUCCAAUAGAGGCAGAUGAAGGUGGUGACACCGUGACGCUACUCCUGGAAUCUAUUGAUGCUGGUGGUGAUGCACAAGAGUAUUCAUCCACUUCCCCAAGGACCUCAACUCCAUCACCACCAACAGUGACUCUGCCACCAGUGACUCCAACACCACCACCACCACCACCAACAUCGCCUUCAUCCCUCAGCUCAUCCUCCUCAGCUGCCACGAGUGUCCUCUUUUCCCCCGCCAUGUCCCGGAAAAGAAAAGCGCCGUCCACGCCUGUUGAGGAUGCUAUCCUGCAACGUCUCCAGGAAAUUCGCCAUGCCAGAGACAAUCAGAGGGAGGAACACCACUUUGUCAUGAUGGUGGCUGACAUGUUGGCGAAACUUCCAACACGUGAGCGCAUGGAGGCUCUAUUUGAGAUCCACCAGCUGCUUUAUUGGAAGCAGAGGGAAGUGCUGGAAAAGGACUUAAGCCAGUGAUCAGGCAGUUAUUUGCUCUAAACGUUGCUAUUUGUUGUUGUUCUGUAAAUAAAAGAGUUACUUUACAUUACAUCUUUUUCUUGCAUCUUCCUCUCAGAGGUCUUCAAUGAAAAACUAUGGCAAGCCAUUUAAACAUAAUUGAACUAUGGAUUGGUGACAUCUGUGCCUGGCAGGUUGGCCAGUUGUGGCAGCUCCAGAGACCCGUCAAGUAUUUUGGAUCCAAAAAUACUCUCCUUGAAGAUGCCUCCAUCGCUUUCAUGUCCAUAGGCCCCCACGUUCCCCAUCGUGAACCGAUAAUGGACAUCACAUGCAGUCAUCAAAACAAGCCAGUGACUUCCCUUAUAAUUAAAGUAGUCACUACCUGCAUUUGGGGGGGCUCUGAUGGUAACAUGCUUCCCGGCACCAAGACACAGUGAGAAGUUCCAGAUUCUCCAAAAAUCCUUUGCAAUUUCCCUCCACUGUGUCUGGGACGGGAAGGGGACGAAUUUCGGCUGCAGAGUGUCCCAAAUGGCCUUUCACACCUCUGGAAUGAUCUUCGACACAGUGCAGCUGCCCAGUCUGUAACUUGCAGCUACACUUGUCUGUGAGCAACCAGUGGCUAAAUACCAAAAGGUCACUGCUAACCUUCCGGCCACAUUGAUCAGAGCAUGGUGCGUUCUUUGGUAUUGGACACGUUCUCCGAUGCAGCAGGCCAGAAAAUCGAAUUUGGUGGCAGACAUCUGAAAGUACUGAUGGUGCUUCUCCUCAUCUAUUGCACGCAUUUCCUGUACCAACAUGCUGAACUCUCCGUCUUUGGCCCUGUUGUGGUUGAGCGGCCGCACACUCCACUUUCUUUGUUUCCUUGUUUUUCUUUUUUUGUGUGAUUUUGCCAAGUACAACAGACAAAGCAGCUCUUCUUCUUCGUCUACAUAUGUCACCAUCUUGGUUUGAUUUGAUUCGUAGUGCACAUGUGCGCAAUACGUCAGACGCUGCGGUAUAUGUCACACGCUGAUCUACUGCACAUGUGUGGAACGCAUCCUCAACGCAGAUACCAGAAGGUAGUAUAAACACAUCAACUAUCCGGCCGCGGUGUCCGCAGCUGUCUGUGUGCGCAUCCACUCGGGAGUAUAAAUGAAGCAUUACACUACUAGAGAGAUAGGCAAGAGAAGCUGUGUUAAAAGGUACAGUAUGGCUGAUAGACCAACAAUCCACACAGAGAAUUUUACACAUGUCAAAGUAGGAGCCUUCAUGUUAUAGUUCACAUGGUCGGCCUGGGCAACCUACAAUGAUGAAAAUCUUGUAUGUACAAAUUUAAAAUCCAAUAAAGGGAGAUUAAACAGAGCACAGCCACUGCAUUAGCAUUAGCCUGGCGAGCUAGCAGUCAGGAAAGGAUGAAAUAAAGCAAAAACUUGCAAAAGGGGAGCUUCUUAAAAUCCCAAUGAUUCUGAGAAGGCUGUCGCAUUGUGGGGACAUCAUGACCUUAUUGUGACAACAUAAAAUUAAUUAUUUAAUCACUACCAUUAAAAUUGACUACUGAGGUGGCAAGCUUCACAAGAUAGUUAACACACAAAAUGACCACUUUGCAAGACAUAUUGUGUAAAAAAUCUGUGCAAACAGAAAAUGUACGAGAGUACAAUUUUAUCAGAUUCUUUUUUUGAUUGGUAAUGGCUAUAUGAAAGUCAAUCCAUUCUGAUCAUUUUGUUUAUAGUAACCCAAUGCACUCCAGGUACACUAGCUGUCAAAAACACCCUGCUGCACUCUCACAACUUGUGUUGAGAGCGAGUGAACCAUGGAGCAGCACAAACAAACAGCCAGCAGUUUGAAUUAAUGAUAUCCACACUGACAGAGCAGAGCCGCUCUGGGUUAAAUAAAGUCACUUUGUGUCUCUUUUACUGGCAUUUCUCAGCUGGACUGAAUGUUUAAAAUGCUGCCGUUUGCUGAAAAAUGAGAUGAAGAGAGGCUGUUUAAACUCUGACUGAAGUUACCUGACACAACACAUUCACACCGACAUUCCUCUCUCCAAAGUGUAUUAUACAAAACACUAUAGGGCAUUAUACAAACAUAUAAACAUAAUGUAAUGCACUGGGAGGGGAUAUUAUACUUUUAAUAUACUGUUAGUAUAUUUUGCCAAUAAUACAUCUAUACUUUCAUUUCAGUAAAAUAUUAAAUUACUUUUAAUGUGCUCUACAUUGUACAUUGUAGCAUUACUUUCACUAAAGGAUCUGAGUUAUUCUUUAAAGGGGACAUAUUCUGCACAUUUCCAGGUCCAUAUUUUUAAUUUGGGGCUGUUCUGGAAUAUCUUUGCAAGAUUCACAAUUCAAAAAACUUAUUUAUUUAUCUUACACCAGCCCUUUAUGCAGACCCUCAGAGUGCAGAACUUGUGUCUCCCCCUUCUGGCAGUGAUAUUAAUUACAAAAACACUGUCAACAUGUGCUUAUGUCAUAGACUACUCUGUCGCUACUAUUGUGGCUGUAAAAUGGAUACAUUGUUUUGAGCGCCACACAACCCCUGCAAAAUGAUUGUCAAAGUGAGAUAUAAUUGUAGUCCUACUUGAUCUUAUAUUUUGCAUGUCUUAUUUUUAUUUUAUGCAUCUGUUUUUAGAUAUUGUGUUUUAACUUGGACUGAGUGCAUUGAACUUUAAUUGAUCAAGUGAUGGACUAAGUGAGAACACCGGUGACUGAUUGGAUGACACCCCCCCCCCUUCACUCAGGAUUGGCGGACUGGACUGAGUUCCUUCAUUUUUUUGGCUGAGUGUGUGAGGUGAAGGCAGGUGGAGAAGGAAGGAAAGGCAGGAGAGACUUGGAGAUAUGGGGAAGCAACGGAUGUGAGAGGGUUCGCUCCACAGAAAAUUGGUUGCAGUCGGUCGUGGGAACCUGAGGACGGAGACUACUUGUUGAAGCAGCGUGGAUACACCGGAGGAAAGGUGCAGCUGGGACGAGGAAGCAGACAGACCACAGCGGGACUAGCCAGGCGUCGAUGAUGGAGACUUGGUUCAACGCGCACUAUUACGA
Messenger RNA from Thunnus maccoyii (southern bluefin tuna), 3883 nucleotides. RefSeq lists its product as uncharacterized. The coding region runs from base 114 to 893 and encodes 259 amino acids. The transcript has 2 exons. Gene Ontology annotation, cellular component: nucleus; transcription regulator complex. Gene Ontology annotation, biological process: regulation of transcription by RNA polymerase II. Lineage: Eukaryota; Metazoa; Chordata; Actinopteri; Scombriformes; Scombridae. The record is from RefSeq and is a predicted model, not a curated record.